AUGAUUUUUACAAAAUAUUGUAAAAAUCCCCGAAAAUUCCGCAUAAUUUUAUUGUUAAUGAUUGUCACGUUAAUUGUCAUAACAUUGCUGAUACUCAACAAUGGCCUACAGCAGCAGCACCAGCAUUCCAUCAGUGCGGAAAAAAUAAUCGAUGAACAUUUCGUGGCCCAGGCCUAUGCGGACGAAGCCACGCAGCAGUUGCUGCGCCAACAACAAAAAGAGGCAGCAUCCGUAUUCCGCAAGAAAAGUGAUGCUGAUGAUGGGGGAAAUCUUGUCGUUCUCAAAUCGCCACGCCAAAAUGGCAUUAUACAGCCCGAGAAAUAUGAUGAACAUAAAUUGAAAUCCCGUCUGAUACAGGAGAAAAUUGAUAAUUUAAAACAGCAGCAAAAACAAAAUAAUCUUGAUCCCGAGGAAGAGCACACGAUUGCGGAGAGUGUUAGCAAUGCCAUACACAUUUUUUACUCCGCCCCCGUGCCAUGGUAUAAAACACGUAAAACUUCCAAAGAUAUAUUACUAACGGACGGUGGUAAUUCCUCCACCCUAAGGCCUCCUGCCAAAAUACUCAACAGUGCUUUCUAUCCAGCACUGGGUUUAUACAAAUCCACAAAAGACAUUUAUGAAAAACAUUUUGAAAAUAUACGCAACUGUGGUGUUGGUGUCUUAAUUUUAUCCUUAAAUAAUGCUGGCAAAUCACCAUCGUCGUCCUCCUCCACCCAAUCUUCCACCUCUUCAGCCGAAUGGCAGUCGUUGUAUCGUGACAUCUUGGAAAUUGCGCCAAAAUAUAAUCUAUCGAUAACAUUUGAAAUUACCGUUGCGGGAAAUCAAUCAUAUUCGUAUAUCCAACAACAAUUACAGGAUGUUCGGAAAUUCUAUAAAUAUCCGGGUUUUUUAAAAAUCUAUUCACAAUCACGCCGUCAUUUAAUGCCAAUAAUUUAUAUUAGUAAUGCUUAUAAGUUAAUGGAUGCCACUACCGCUCAGGCAUUUUGUAAAACUCCCGAUUCGUUGAGGUAUACAUUAGAUGCAUACUUUAUAGGUCACAUAAGAUUAAAAAAUCAUGCCGAUUAUAUGAGGCGUCUAUGUUUAGAUGGUUUCUAUAGUAAAUUGCCCAGCAAUGGUGCCACAUUUGCCAGCACAUGGAAGAAUUGGUCCUAUCUCAAAUCGUUUGCCUUAACCUAUAAAAUGUUGUUUGUACCAACUGUGGGUCCUGGAUUUGCGGAACGUAAUAAAUUCCCGCGUCAUGGUGAUAUACAACGGCAUCGCAGUAAUGGAAGGUAUUAUGGUGUUGCUUGGCGUACCGCCAUACUCAAUCAUGUCGGUUUUAUUAACAUUGCCAGCUAUAAUAAUUGGGCCGAUGGCAGUCAAAUUGAAGAAGUCUUACCCAAGGCUGGAUUUUUAGACUAUAGUCCCGGCAAGCCGAGCAAAUAUUUGGAUUUAACCACACAUUGGGUUACGAAUUUUGUUAAGACCCGUAAUGAAGCGGCCACAGCUGCCGCUGCUUCGCACACUCUACUCAGCUGUUAUGAAUAUUUAAAUAAUACAAUUUGUUAA
Messenger RNA from Musca vetustissima, 1548 nucleotides. RefSeq names its product glycoprotein endo-alpha-1,2-mannosidase-like. The transcript has 3 exons. Gene Ontology annotation, cellular component: Golgi apparatus. NCBI's taxonomy places the organism in Eukaryota, Metazoa, Arthropoda, Insecta, Diptera, Muscidae. The record is from RefSeq and is a predicted model, not a curated record. Gene Ontology annotation, molecular function: alpha-mannosidase activity. Bases 1 to 1548 code for a protein of 515 amino acids.